GUGGAAACUGAGCUGUCUUUUUUUUUUCCCUUGGUCUUCCCACAGCAAUUCCGAGCAUCCUGGCGCUUCCAAGCCUCCCUUAAGCUCCUCCAGCAUGACCUCACGAAUCCUGCUACGACAGCAGCUCAUGCGUGAGCAGAUGCAGGAGCAGGAGCGUCGGGAGCAGCAGCAGAAGCAGCAAGCAGCCCAGUUCAUGCAGCAGCGAGUACCUGUCAGCCAGACACCUGCCAUCAACGUCAGCGUGCCCACCAGCCUGCCCCCUGCCACCCAGGUGCCCAUGGAGGUCCUCAAGGUGCAGACUCACCUUGAGAAUCCAACCAAGUACCACAUUCAGCAGGCCCAGAGGCAGCAGGUAAAGCAGUACCUCUCUACCACUCUAGCAAAUAAACAUGCCAACCAAGCCCUGAGCUUGCCAUGUCCAAACCAGCCUGGGGAUCAUGUCAUGCCACCUGGAACUGGGAGCAGCGCACCCAACAGCCCAAUGGCUAUGCUCACCCUUAACUCCAACUGUGAGAAAGAGGGAUUUUAUAAAUUUGAAGAGCAAAGCAGGGUUGAGAGUGAGUGCCCGGCUCUGAAUACACACUCACGAGCAUCAUGCAUGCAGAUGGAUGAUGUGAUUGAUGACAUAAUUAGCCUGGAAUCAAGUUACAAUGAAGAAAUCCUUGGCUUGGUGGACCCAGCCCUGCAAAUGGCAAACACGUUGCCUGUGUCUGGCAAUUUGAUUGACCUUUAUGGCAACCAAAGCAUGCCUCCUCCAGGACUAAACAUCAGCAACUCAUGUCCAGCUAACCUGCCUAAUAUAAAAAGGGAGCUCACAGAGUCGGAAGCGAGAGCGUUGGCUAAGGAGAGGCAAAAGAAAGACAAUCACAACUUGAUUGAACGAAGAAGAAGAUUUAAUAUUAAUGAUCGUAUAAAAGAACUAGGCACUUUGAUACCCAAGUCAAAUGACCCGGAUAUGCGCUGGAAUAAGGGAACGAUUCUGAAAGCAUCGGUGGAUUAUAUCCGCAAGCUGCAGAGGGAGCAGCAGCGCACGAAGGAGCUGGAGAACAGGCAGAAGAAGUUGGAACAUGCCAACAGGCACCUGCUGCUCAGAAUACAGGAACUUGAGAUGCAAGCUCGGGCACAUGGACUGUCCCUUGUCCCAUCUACAGGCCUUUGCUCCCCAGAUAUGGUCAACAGGGUCAUCAAACAAGAGCCUGUGCUGGACAACUGCAGCCAAGACAUGAUGCCACACCACACAGACCUGUCUUGCACCACCACCCUCGACCUCACUGAUGGCACCAUCACCUUCAGUGACAACCUCGGAAACGUGACUGAACCAACUGGCACUUACAGUGUUCCUGCAAAAAUGGGAUCCAAACUGGAAGAUAUCUUGAUGGACGAUACCCUCUCCCCCGUUGGAGUAACUGACCCACUCCUUUCCUCUGUGUCUCCUGGGGCGUCGAAGACGAGUAGCAGGCGGAGCAGCGUGAGCAUGGAGGACACCGAUCAUGCUUGUUAGCAUAUACUUGGCACAUCUUUCAUAAACUGCUUUGGUUCUUGAUCAGUAGAUGAAAUAAUUUACCUUUUGUAGAAUUUUUUUGAUUUUUUUUUUUUUUCCCCUCGUGCUUCAUCAGUGUGCGUGCGUGUGUGUGUGUACAUAUUAUAUAUAUAGGAUUUUUUUUAGAAUUUUUGUGAAGAAACUUGUAUAUUCUAUUUUAAAACUACCAAUGCCUCCAAAAUAUUGUACAGCAUAUGUACAGUAUCUGUGAACUGGAUUCGCCAAGAACUUUUGAACUGGUCAAAUCUACUCAAAGCAAUAGAAUUACAGAUGAAGAGUCUGUUUCUACUUGGGGAGGGGAGGGAGAGGGCAAUCGUAGGAUUGUAAAUGCAACCUAUUUACCUGGAAACAAAAUGUAAAGUUAAAGAAUGUAAAGAAACAAAAAAAAAAAAAAAAAAAAAAGAAAAAAAAAGUCCAAUUUGUAAUUGUAUUAAUUGAAUAGUGCUGCCUUAAAGAUACAGUGUCCCUCAGAUGUUGGUCUUACAUGACAAGUGUUUAGGGGAAAAAAAUCCCCACCCUACUCCACUCGGAAUACAAACAAAAACCAAGUGUUAAGACAUCUUGAUUGUGCUGAUUGUGAUACAAAAUGCUGUUGCUGAAACUGCAGGAAGAUGUGAGUGUCUCAGAGUGUUGUUUAAUUUUCCUCUGAGCUGAUUGGGGUUUUCCUUUUGAUCACGGUUCGAGUUUUUCCUCUUAGGUUUUCAUUUUGUUUAGUGGCACACAUCGAUGGCUUUGCCAACAGCAAAACCAAGCAGGAACGCUGUAAGUUGGGAUACACUCUUUGGACAAAAAAAAAAAAAAAGAUGCAUUUUAUCAGCUGGGCACAUUAUGUUGUACAUAUCUAAUUGGCUUUAUUUUUUUUUUUUUAAAUUGCAUUGUACAGUUUCUUUUGAUUUGCAUGGAUUCCUUAGUUACCCUCGACUUCUUUUUUUUUUCUGUUUUAAAUUUAUUUGUAUUUCAUUUGUAAGAUUUUUUGCCUCUUAAUAUUGCAACAAUUUUUUGACAUUUUUAAAACUCAUUGGAAGUUUUCUGCGUUCUUUGUAAACACUUGAAAGGAAGCUUUUAUGCAGGGUUCUGUGUUUUAAGAGAGAUUUUGAGAAUAUUUUGUAUAUUACAGUCUCACUUUGAAAAUGUUUUUAAACGCAUUUAAGGUAGAGUAAAAAUUUAGAUUAGGUAAUAAAACAACUCUGUAGAGAAACUGAACUUACAUAUUUAUUUUUAGUGAUACAGAAAAAAAAAAAAAAGUAGUAAUAUGCUUGGAAACAUAACUAUGUAGUUACUAUACCCGUUAGAGCAAUUUGUGUUCUAUUUCAGCACUGGGGCUGACAU
Messenger RNA from Acanthisitta chloris (rifleman), 2869 nucleotides. RefSeq names its product microphthalmia-associated transcription factor (gene MITF). Gene Ontology annotation, biological process: melanocyte differentiation; regulation of transcription by RNA polymerase II. The transcript has 9 exons. Gene Ontology annotation, molecular function: RNA polymerase II cis-regulatory region sequence-specific DNA binding; protein dimerization activity; DNA-binding transcription factor activity, RNA polymerase II-specific. Lineage: Eukaryota; Metazoa; Chordata; Aves; Passeriformes; Acanthisittidae. Gene Ontology annotation, cellular component: nucleus. Bases 95 to 1501 code for a protein of 468 amino acids. The record is from RefSeq and is a predicted model, not a curated record.